GCUUUUUUUUUUCUCAUUCUGCAAUUCAUAUUAAUCAUUUUUCUUUCUUUUUCUCUCGUUCGGUUCUGUUAUAGCUUGUAAUAGGGGUAUCGUUGCUGUGGAAUCUGAGACGUUUUGGUGGUGAAAAAGUGGCAGUUAUCAUUAUUAAAACAUUAGAAAAACAACAGCAGCUAGAAGAAGAAGAAGAAGAAGGUCAUCGCCAAAAGAACAAAAAGAGGAUACACGCUAUUGCUGCUGCACGAGUGGUUGAGGAAGAAGGGCACAGAGAAACAAGCCUUGGGCUUUGAUUGAUUUGAUCACCUAUCCUUUUUCCCCCUGUUUUUUUUUUGUAAAGUCUGUGUCGAUAUUUUCUCCUAUGUCUCAACCAAGGCAAUUCCACAUGGUGGGUGGUAACAAUCCAGGGCAGUUCAAUAACACGACGUUUACGAAAAUAUUUGUUGGUGGAUUGGCUUGGGAAACUCAAAGGGAUACCAUGAGGCGUUAUUUUGAGCAAUUUGGAGAGAUUCUUGAGGCUGUUGUGAUCACAGAUAAGAAUACCGGGAGAUCCAAGGGUUAUGGCUUUGUUACGUUUAAAGAUCCAGAGGCAGCCAUGAGAGCAUGUCAAAACCCUUCACCUGUCAUCGAUGGAAGGCGAGCAAACUGCAAUCUCGCUGCAUUGGGUGCUCAAAAGACUCGUCCACCAAUUUCUCUACAUGGGGCAGGACGGUUUAGACCAGCACCUGGUCCUGGAUUGAUGGCACCACCUGGCUACCAAGUUUCGUCUUCAACUUAUAUCCAACAUCAACCAACUGGUCAAUAUUCAAUUCCUUACUCAUCUUAUGGAUAUACUGGAUAUUCACAAGAAGGCAUUUAUCCUUUGAACUACUAUAACCUCUAUGGAGGUCAACAGUUUUCGCCUUACUACACCGCCGCCGGGGCAUCGAUGACACCGGGGAUGUUUCAUAAUUUGUACCCAUUUUAUGCUCAAUAUGCACAAAGUAUUCAAGCUCAUGGUUUCGGAACUCAAUUCCCGCAAAUCGUACAAUAUCCUUAUGUACCUCAGCAUUAUAGCUCAACCGGUAUGCUAUCCGUUCCAUCUUCAACGUCCAUGGCAGCAACUACCACAGCAGGUAUUGCAGCAACAAUUGCAGAAACCACAGCAGUAACAACGACAACACCACCGCGAACAGCAACAGCACCUACAACAACAACCGGGUAGUGGGAGCAGUACCAGGUCCAUCACAAGCUCCCGAGAUCCCACCCGAAAAGAAACCACCAUGUUAGUUUGCCGUUGAUGUAUGCGGUGUCAAUGGAGAGCUUUCGAAAGGAGCAUAAAGAAAGAGGAAACAUUUGAUCAACUAGCAUAACAAAAAACGGAACUCAGGAACUUCCAGACAGGGGGAUUGGAAUGGGUGUUUCAUACAUAAACUUAGUUCUACUAACCGUCUACAAUUCAUUCUCGGUAGGAUUGUUUUAUUACCGUCAUCAUCAUCAUCAUCUUGAGACAGCAAUUCAUCACACAUGUUUGGUCUUAAGGAGAAUAGGGAGUCGUUUAAUUACAUUGUUUAGGCUUAGGAGAACAAUAUCAUAUUCAUUCAUGUAUUUGCAUGAGGUGGAAACCAAAUAUUGGCUUUGGAUUCCACCUUAGACACUAAUUACUAGAUGACUCUGUCUCGGUUGCAGAGAGCAUCCGAUGUUCAUAUUUGUAGCAAAGUGGUUCAAAAGAUGGAUUUUGUAUCUUUGAACCCCGAGUUUAUUUAUUGGUCAAAGGCAAAAGGGGGGAGCUCGGAUAGAUCACCUAUUAACGUGUAAUUGGUUUUCUCCUUUUUCAUUAUUCAUGAUCGGUAUAUUUAUUGUUUUUCAAAGGUAGGGUUAAGAUAAUAAGACGGUAUUAACACAUGAUCAUCUAUUUUGUGUUUCAACUUUCACUUUCGAUGUGUACUCUCUUUAUUUGAUGUAUCAAGUCUUUGCCCUUUCUCCACUUUUGGGGUUCGACGCCGUGCAUAGGUGCAUGUGAUUUUGGAAUCCAAGGGGAAUGGCAUCUCUCAUAUGGCAAAAGGUUGUCCAUGCUUCUUUUUUCAGUCAAGACAUGCAUGCUGCUUGUAUGUA
Molecule: messenger RNA, 2088 nt
Organism: Hibiscus syriacus
Lineage: Eukaryota; Viridiplantae; Streptophyta; Magnoliopsida; Malvales; Malvaceae
Product: RNA-binding protein 24-B-like
Exons: 7
Coding region: 356-1198 (280 amino acids)
Molecular function (GO): RNA binding
Source: RefSeq, a predicted model, not a curated record